GACGGGGGGCCGAGGCGGGUGGGCCGUGACAGCGGGGACAUGUCGUGACAGCGGGGACAGGGCCACCCCGCAGCGUGACCCGCGUGGGCAGUGACCCCGGGGCACCUGCGACACCGGGGGACCAGCGGGGGACAGAGCCACGGCACGGUGUGACACCAAGGGACAGAGCCACCCCACGGUGUGACACCGGGGCACAGAGACACACCCCAUGUCGUGACACUGAGGGAGCACAGCCACCCCACGCCGGGACACCAGGGACCUCAGCCUCUCCAUGCCGUGACACUGGGGGACAAAGCCACCCCCUGAGUGACACUGAGGGACCACAGCCACCCAGCGCCGUGACACCGAGUGACAGAGCCACCCCAGACUGUGACACCGGCUGACCAAAGCCACCCUGGAUGGUGACACCAAGUGACCAAAGCCACCCUGGACGGUGCCACUGGCUGAGCCCCAAGCCUGGUGCCUGCUGUGACAGCGGGUGACUGAAGCCACCCUGGACUGUGACACUGGGUGACCCAACCACCCCACUCUGCAGCGCUGGGUGACUGAAGCCACCCUGGACGGUGACACUGGGUGACCAGCCAGCCUGGCACGCGCUGUGACCAACCCACCCUGCGCUGUGACACCGACCCACCCCACGGGGGACACGGGGUGACCAACCCACCCCACCUGAGGACACGGGGUGACUGAACCCACCCCACGGGGGACACGGGGUGACCAACCCACCCCAGGUGUCCCGGCGGCCGCCCCGUUCCCCCCGCAGCCAUGGGCGUGCCUGGGGUGGUCCCGCCCCAGCUGUCCCCGCUGUCCCCGCUGUCCCUGCUGCUGGCCCUGUCGCUGCUGUCCCGGGGGGGCUCGGCGGGCUCGUCCUGCCCCGCUCAGUGCGUGUGCGCCUCCAACCUGCUGAGCUGCUCUCAGGCCAACCUGAGCCUGGUGCCGUCGCCGCUGCCGCGCUUCGCCUCCGUGCUGGACCUGAGCCACAACAACGUGUCCCGGCUGCGCGGGGACUGGACGGCGGCGCGGCUGCCGCAGCUGCACACGCUGCUGCUGAGCCACAACGGGCUGGCCUUCGUGUCCACCGAGGCCUUCGCGCCCGUGCCCCGCCUGCGCCACCUCGACCUGUCCAACAACCGCCUGCGCUCGCUGGAGGAGAACCUGUUCAGCGACCUGGGCGAGCUGGAGGUGCUGCUGCUCUACAACAACGAGAUCGCCACCGUGGACCGCACGGCCUUCGAGAACCUGGGCCGGCUGCGCAAGCUCUACCUGGGCCGCAACCGCAUCGCCCGCUUCCCGCUGGAGCUGCUGCGGGAGGGCUCGCGGCUGCCGCAGCUCGCCCUGCUCGACCUGUCGGCCAACCGGCUGCGGGCCGUGCCCGCCGGGGAGCUGCAGGCGCUGCCCGCCUGGCUGCGGGACCGCCUGUACCUGCACGACAACCCGCUGGGCUGCGACUGCGCCCUGUUCCAGCUGCUCGCCCGCGGCCGCCGCCGCCGCCUCAGCGCCGUGCUGGACUUCCAGGAGGAGCUGCGCUGCGUCCUGCCCGGCUCGGCUCCCCCCGCCUCCGUGGGCAUCCUGGAGCUGGCGGGGAGGCAGCCCCUCAACUGCAGCGAGGCGCGGGAGGCCGUGCUGGAGGCGCACCUGGGCGACAGCGUCACGCUGGGCUGCGACAGCCGCUGGCAGGGCGGCAGCCGCCACUGGGUGACGCCGGCGGGGGACAGGGUGACGGGGGACGGCGACAACAACGGCACGGCCAACCUGCUGGCCAACGGCAGCCUGGAGCUGCGGGCGCUGCGGGCCGAGGACGGCGGCACCUACGCGUGCUGGGUGGCGGGGCCGCUGCUCAACGAGACCCUCUACGUGGAGCUGCUGGUGCACAACUUCACCCUGCACGGCCCGCACGACACGCUCAACACGGCCUACACCACGCUGGUGGGCUGCAUCCUGAGCGUGGUGCUGGUGCUCAUCUACCUGUACCUCACGCCGUGCCGCUGCUGCUGCUGCCGCGCCGCAGAGAAGGCGCCGGCGCCCCGCGACGACAGCAUCAACUCGUCGGUGCUCAGCACCACCCCCAACCACGAGGCGGGGCGCGCAGAGCCCCGCCCGGCCCCGGGAGGGGGCUCCGGGCAGAACGGCAGGUUCAAGGCAGCGGGGACCCCCCCGGCGGCCGCCCCGCAGGGCCCUAAGGUGCAGAGGAAGGUGUCGGACCCCGACUCGGUGAGCUCGGUGUUCUCCGACACGCCCAUCGUGGUGUGAGGGGCGCCGGGGCCCGGCACGUCCCGCUGCUGCUGCCCUGAGCUGUGGCCGGGGAAGGAGGGGUGGUCGCGGCCCCCCCUGCCGUGUCCCCGGCGUGGGGGGACGCGGCGCUGCCCCCCGUCCCCAGGACUGAGUGUCUGCCGAGGUCACUGUGGCUGCGGGACCACGAGGGACAGGCGUGUGAGGGGACACAGCGGGGACGGUCCCCCACUGCCACCUGUCCCCGCGCAGGAGGGAUGGCCGGACCCCCCGGCAUGGCCGGACCCCCCCACCCACCGUGUCCCCAGCUUUUGGGGGUGACCCCACCGCCCCCCAGGACCUGCCGAGGGCACUGCGAGGGACAAGGGUGUGAGAGGACACCGGGAGGACACCUUGGGGACAAUCCCAGGGACACCCCGCUGUGUCCCCGCUGCUGCUGUGACUGUCCCCAGGCAGGAGGGGUGGCCUGACCCCCAGCACCGUGUCCCCAGCUUUUGGGGGUCACGCCAUCGCCCCCCAGGACCCCCCCAGGUCACCAUGGGACCACGAGGGACAACGUGGGCACCGCAGAGCGGGGGGGGGCCCACUGGUGACAGUGACACCCUCCCCAGGACUAGCAGCUUUUCACCGUGUCAGGGCAACCCUCCCCC
Messenger RNA from Myiozetetes cayanensis, 2879 nucleotides. It is a transcript of the gene AMIGO1, whose product is annotated as adhesion molecule with Ig like domain 1. The record is from RefSeq and is a predicted model, not a curated record. NCBI's taxonomy places the organism in Eukaryota, Metazoa, Chordata, Aves, Passeriformes, Tyrannidae. The transcript has 2 exons. Gene Ontology annotation, molecular function: protein binding. Gene Ontology annotation, biological process: brain development. The coding region runs from base 766 to 2250 and encodes 494 amino acids.